Messenger RNA from Capsella rubella, 797 nucleotides. RefSeq lists its product as uncharacterized. NCBI's taxonomy places the organism in Eukaryota, Viridiplantae, Streptophyta, Magnoliopsida, Brassicales, Brassicaceae. The record is from RefSeq and is a predicted model, not a curated record. Gene Ontology annotation, molecular function: zinc ion binding. The coding region runs from base 353 to 793 and encodes 146 amino acids. The transcript is spliced from 2 exons.
UCCCCCCGAGAACUAUCACAUCGUAUCAGAACAACACAAAACUUCACUCUCGUCUUUAGUCUCCCCGAAUUGAUAGUUCUAUUGCUAGUUCCACCCGAAUCAAAAGUUCUAUCUCUAUUUCCCCAAUCGCGUGGGUUUACAUGGUUUUCGAACCAAACCCGAUAGAUAACCAUAGAAACACGGUUUGAAACCAAUUUAAAACCCGAUUAAAAAUCAUGCCCGACCCGAAUCCAGCUAUCCAGAUUAUAACAGAUAGUCGUUUAACGUUCUAAAAUCCCCAAUUUUGAAACUCAAGAACCCUAAAAAUCGAAAUCUCCAAAAUCGAAAAUCCCCAAAUUGAACUCUGAGAAUCAUGAGUAAUGUCUCAGGAGCUUCGAAUUCUUCAUCUCAUGUGCGAGGUAGAGGAAGGACUUAUGUGUUUGGCGUGCCCAAGAGAUGUUGGUGUGGAGAAGAUAUUGUGGCCAAAAACUCUCACUCGGAUGCAAAUCCUUGUCGAAGAUAUGUUCGUUGUGGAUAUGCCUAUGCGAAGAAGCUUGAGAAUGAUAAUCAUGUCUUCAAGUGGGUGGAUGAGGCACUCUUGGAUGAGGUUGAGAAGAUGAAGCAGCAGAUUGGUAUGCUUGAGAAGAAUGUGAUGGUGGAGCUUGAGAAAAAGAUGGUUAUGGAAGUUGAGAAAGAGUUAUGUGAGAAGGUUGAAGAUGUGAAAUCACUAAUGCAAGCAAGGAUGAAUAAGAUGCUAAUUGGGAUUGUCUUAGGUUGUAUGAUCAUGAUUGGCAUAGUUAAGCUAGUUGGAUGAGAUG